AGAUGCACACACAAUGCGGAAACGCGGUGCAGAGGAUGGUGAUUACGAUGAGAACCUGAUGGGUGAUGCGGGUACCACCGAUGAUGAGACGCAAAAUGACGAUAGAGGCGACGAAGAAGACACCCCUCCAGAAAUUAUCAUCACGCAACCUACCAGUUACAACGUGACAGUCGGGAGGACAGUGCGGCUAGAGUGCAAAGUCUCGCCCAACAACAGACCUGUCAUCCAGUGGUCGAAGGACGGCCAGCCGCUCUUUAUGGGUCAAGCCAGGUUCCCAAUGGCCCAACUGGAAAUGCCGGAGAGGCUGAAUGUCUCCAUCGCUACCAACGACCUGUUGAUCGUUGACGUCAGACCAGCUGACAGCGGCAAGUACAAGUGCACGGUGAUCCAGGCCCAACAAACCUCUAUCGAACACAUCAUCGCUGUUCAGGAAGCUCCCAGGAUUAUCAGAUACACCGUAUCAGACAACGGCGUUGUGAUGGAGGGAUCAGAACUGGUGCUGAGGUGCGAUGUGGCUGGAUCCCCUGCUCCUACCAUCAUCUGGUCCAGAGAUAACGGCGCUGGGAACGUCCGCCUUACAGAAGCGGACGCCAUCUUUACCCUGAACACGGCCACCAUCAAGAAUAUCCGCCGCGAGCAUGCUGGGAAGUACUACUGCUUUGUGUUCAACGCCCUCGGAAGCACACAGUCAGAACACAACGUGAAGGUUCUGCACAAGCCUCAUGUGCAAGUUCACAAAACAGUCGUCAACUCAGCUUUGGAAGUGGAAGCCAUUUUGCAGUGCGUUGCUCACGCAGAACCUGCCCCCAGAAUCACCUGGUACAAGGACGGCAGCAUGAUCGACCAGUUCUCCCCGUACGUGGUAUCCACCGACGGCCCUCACUCCAACCUCACCGUUACUCCGCAUCAGGACUCCGACUUCGGCACCUUCACUUGUGUGGCCACCAACAGCCACGGCAAGCACAACCGCAGCAUCGAGCUGGUGCAGAGACCAGUGGUCGAAGGAGUGGAGUUGGAAGGCAACAAGCUGAGCUGGCGCGUGCACUCGCACCAGCCGCUGAGGAAGGUGGAACUACAGCUGAGGGACACGGAGGCCGUGGUGACCACAUUAAACGUACCCCUGCCAGAGGACAUCAACAAACACGAAAUUGAGUUCAUUUACGCCUUGGAAAACGUCACCCCUGGAAAAUACGAGGUUGUGGUUAAAGCCGAGAACAGCAAGGAAUGGAGCAGAGAGAGCGAACCCGUCAUUGUGGAUUACGAAGCCAUGCCCAUGCCUAUCCAGACUGCAUCAGGUAAUACUCAUAUCCAAUGCAUUUUUUUAUUAUUUUACAUUUGCGAUAUUUUAAUCAUUAAGCAAACUACCAAAUAA
Messenger RNA from Ostrinia furnacalis (Asian corn borer), 1372 nucleotides. Its product is annotated as lachesin. Gene Ontology annotation, biological process: cell-cell adhesion. Lineage: Eukaryota; Metazoa; Arthropoda; Insecta; Lepidoptera; Crambidae. The record is from RefSeq and is a predicted model, not a curated record. The coding region runs from base 14 to 1372 and encodes 452 amino acids. The transcript is spliced from 12 exons.